Molecule: messenger RNA, 663 nt
Organism: Sinocyclocheilus anshuiensis
Lineage: Eukaryota; Metazoa; Chordata; Actinopteri; Cypriniformes; Cyprinidae
Product: proto-oncogene c-Fos-like
Exons: 5
Coding region: 1-663 (220 amino acids)
Biological process (GO): regulation of transcription by RNA polymerase II
Cellular component (GO): nucleus
Molecular function (GO): RNA polymerase II cis-regulatory region sequence-specific DNA binding; DNA-binding transcription factor activity, RNA polymerase II-specific
Source: RefSeq, a predicted model, not a curated record
AUGUAUCUGUUCUCUACCCAGUGCAGUGAUUCACGGAUGUUCUACCAGUUCCGCAACGGAUCGGGUUUGAUCAUAAUGAAUCAAAAUGAAGGGAGAGAAUCGUAUUAUCGUAUGCAUGAUUCCCAAAUUUCUCCAGCAUGGAUGGACCCGGAGAACUCAACGGCUCAUCACGUGCGUCCGAAUCUUACUGAGGGCACUACAUCCAGCCCAAAUCUUGAUGUAAUUACAUCUAGUCCAGAUCUUCAGUGGCUUCUGCAGUCCUCUCUACUUUCCCAAUCAGAGACCAACUUGGGAACAUUUUCCUCAUUCUCACCCACCACCAUGCCCAACUGCCCCUGUUUGUCGCAGUGCUCCAGUCCAGACCCACCCUGUAAUGGAGCAGUGGGGGACAGUUCAGUAGGACAUGCUAACAAACAUAUGUCCUCUGAGGAACUUGACAGGAUAAGGAUCCGCAGGGAAAGGAACAGAAUAGCAGCUGCCAGGUGUCGGGACCGUCGUCGGAUGCUUAUAGACACGUUACAGAAUGAGACGGAUCAUUUGGAACAUGUGAAGACUCAACUGGAUGAAGAGAUCGCUGCUCUUGAAAGGGAGAGAGAGAGGCUGGAGUUGGUUUUUGAGGCACAUAUGCCCAUCUGCAAGUUAAAUGACCUAAACCCAGAAUAA